Marchantia polymorpha subsp. ruderalis is the source of this 3383-nucleotide messenger RNA. The record is from the annotation of a GenBank genome assembly. NCBI's taxonomy places the organism in Eukaryota, Viridiplantae, Streptophyta, Marchantiopsida, Marchantiales, Marchantiaceae.
UGCGCUUCCGGAGCCUGAGGCUUGCCAUCUCCUGAGCACCCGCACGACAUGGACUGCGUUCGUACGAAUGUUUGAGGGAGAGAAUGAGCGAGCGAGAGAGAGAGAGAGAGAGUUACUUUCUUUGGGCAAUCGGGCGGCGCUUCUGAGAUUCCGGGAGAGAAGAAAAGUCAACGAACCGGAGGACGAGUUUGGAUUGUAGGGGGGAAUAGAUAACAGGGCAGGCCGACAGAUUCCUGCUGCUGCUGAGGCUGCUGCCCUCAUGUUUCACUGCUGAGCUGUUCAGACGUGCAAGCAAAUCAAAGAACGCAGGGGCAGGCAGGCGGUGGCUCAGGGGCAGAUGUCUCUGAAGAAAGCUCGGUUGCGUAGACUUGCUGCAGAAACGGAGAUCCGGAGACGGAGUCCCGCGAACUGGAAGUCCGAUCCAAUCCGGCGUUGCACAAAAUUCCUUCGCCGCCGCGGGGGAUAAGAACCUGCAAAGGUUCUGGGAAUCAUAUCGAAGAUUUCGGGGAGAGGCAGCGGAGCGGAUCGCGAGUUUCGACCACACCGUACAAGGACCAAUUCUUUCGAAUAUACAGUACUCGUGUGCAUUGUUUGCGUCAAUCUGACGAGGAGAAUUUGAGGCGCAGACAGGCUGCUCCACAAUAGCAGCAGCGAUUCAGCUGCUGUUGUAAAAAAUGGAAGCUCUUUCCCUCUCGUCCGCGGUCCGGGGCACGUGCACCCCGCUCCCUUCUCUAAUCCGGGGUCAUUGCACAUCGAAUUCUCGGCCCAGCAUUAAAGUGCCCAAAUUGUGCACGUUCGGAACGCGAUCACGUAAGAAUGGCGUGGAGGCUAGCGCUAUCGCAAGCGGUGCGGAAUUUGUCGACUUUGCGCAACUCCAGGUAGAACUCGCGCAUAGUUUGGCAGCGCUCGACCUUCCUCUGGCGGCCGACGCAGGAGAGAGCUCAAUCUGGUGGACUGCUGCUGCAGCUCCUUUGGCUUGGUGGUACCUAUCUGCAGCCCCUGGCAGUCUUGGUGGACUUAUGGAUUACGCGUCUACGCCACUCCACUCCCAUUCUCACAUGUCCUACAAUCCAGCGGAGGUUGAGGUUGGGAAGCAAAUCGGGCAAGGUUCUUUUGGAAUAGUUUACGAGGGUUACAUUGGAAGAGGGAAGAGGAGGGGAUCUCAAAACAAGGAGACACACGUUAUUUUAAAAAAGGCGAAGCCGAAUAUCAGAGGAGCUUCCCAGAUGCACGAUGCGGAAGUUUACAUGAAUCAUAGAGUACAGAGAACAGCUCCUAAUGCUUGCGCCGAAUUUCUCGGGACGACGUCAGUGAGUAGUUCACAAACCCACGGGAGGCUCACAGAGGGUUUGUGGCUGAUCUGGAAAUUCGAAGGCGGCCGUACUCUUGAUUAUUACUUGAAACAGAAAAACUUUCCGAACAACGUUUCCGAUUAUAUUCUUGGGAGCCAGAAGCCGAGGAAGCAAAUUUCAUUGAAGGAGCAAAACAAGGCAGUUAUUCGCAAAAUAAUGUUUCAAAUAUUGACAAAUCUCCAGAACCUCCAUAGGACAGGACUUGUGCAUCGGGAUGUGAAGCCCUUGAACCUUAUUCUUGCCGAAGAUGAAGGAACUUUCAAGCUAAUUGACCUUGGGGCUUGUGUUGAUUUACGUUCAGGUUACAAUUACGUACCUGAUGAAACGAUCAUAGAUCCAACCUAUGCAGCUCCUGAACAUCAUAUUAUGCCAAUUUCCACUCCUGAAUUACCUCCUGAUCCUUUAUGCUCUUUGAUAUCACCGCUCGUUUGGGCACUAAACACUCCUGAUCGCUUUGAUCUCUAUUCAGCUGGUUUGAUUAUGCUGCAGAUGGCUUUCCAACCACUACGACAAGACAUAAAUUUAUCUACUUUUAAUAGAGAAUUGAAGCGCGCUGGAUAUAAUUUGGACGAGUGGAGAAGGAAAUGUCGAUAUGAUGAAGAAGACUUUGAUCUUCUUGAUGCAGAUGGUGGGGCUGGGUGGGAGCUCGUCAAGGCAAUGCUGCAACCCAGACAUGACAAGAUGCAUGCUAUCUGGCCAAGUCUCGGGAGCAGCCGUCCUUCGGCUGAAGCAGCGUUGAAACAUCGAUUUUUCACUGGCUCUUUCAUCAAGCUUCCUUCUUUUGAAGCACUUCCUAUAAUACCAUCACUCGAGAAUUUGAAAACUAAAGAAGCCAGAAGAUCCUCAAAAUCUGUCGUUGUUUCGUCUAUGAAAUCCAAGGGCGCACCAAAGUUCGAAACUCAGCCUGACCUUGAAAUAAAUUUUACUGAAAUUCUUCCCGCAUUAACUGGACUUACGCAACCAGCGUUAGCUGUGGGAGCUUGCUGGCUGAUUUUUUCUGGGCUGCGGAGCUCAGCUCAAGCAACAUACGCCGUAGGUCAGUGGGCAACUCAGUCUUUGGGGAUAAGCGGGACGGCUUUCGUUGCGGUUUUCCUUAUAAUCAAGCCAUGGCUGGAAGCUCGAAAUGCGAAGCCGAGGAAAGAUGAUGUGCCAGAGUCUGAAAGCAAUGUUCCCGCUGCUCUGGAUCAAAAGUCUCACGUACAACUUGGAACGGAUGAUGGCCAGCUUACCACCAUGCCAUACGUCUCCAGAACACAUGUAACGGGUCUGUCAGAGGCGGUUAAAAACAUGGAGUUGCAGCUUGCUUCCCUCGAAGCUUCCAUAUCCGUAGAGCGAGAAUUUGCACACCAGCAACAAAAGAGAAUUCUUGAGAUCGAAAAGCUACUGAUCAGAACACAACCCGCAGCGGCCACGAAGUCAAACAGCAGAACACAAUGAAGAUUGUCAAAUGUUUAUUCUGGAGUGUUCGGAAGAGGUCUAAGAUUAAGCCGCAAAGUCCUUGGAGAGCUGACAAACUGCCCUCCUGCCGCAUCAUCCAGCUUUAGGCCAGCUCACUGCAGUAUUUACUUUAAAGAGAGCACGAUACCUGGCUCCUCAAAGCUCAACAUACUACCAAUCAACUCUACCCCAAAUGACAGUGUCCUCUGGUAAGUCAAGCACCGUGUCCUUCAUCAGCAUUUACACCCGUUGUGUCUAUAUAUGUGUAGUCACCCAAGUAACACAUCUUUGCAGAUUCCGUCCUUCUUUUUAUUUGGACUACCUCUAAAAUCGACAAACCACAGCAGAACAGUGAAGAAAUCAUAGAAAGAGGGAAGGAAGUCGGCGGGUCCAGUUGCCCCAGCCUUUGGUCAUUGCAUUCGGCUCACCGCGAGGGUGAUCCGUCGCGAAUCUGUGUCGACUAUUCGAUAUUUUGAAGAAAUACUUGUAGCUCGUUGUGCAUAAAUACAGAGAUUCUGUUCAUUCCAAAAGUUCCUGGCGAUCAAUGAGUGAUAUUUUUUGGCUUCCCUAUAGAUGGGAACCGAGCAUUUCCUU